CCUUUCGCCACAAUCUCGGUUUCGGACUCUUCAAGCAGCGGGACUCUGCAUGGCACAUUAAUUUAAGAGUUCACUUUGGAACAUCUCCACUUAUCUUUCCUGGAUUUACUGCAGUGUCUGAUUACUUUUCACCUUUUAGCACACAUUCCGAACGAGGAUUCACCAGUAGUGACCCAGCGUGGCGCGACAGCUAGACCAUCCGUAUUCAGCGAAAGGAAACGGACGCAAUCUAACCAAAUUAACAGGUCCAGAGUCUCUGGAAAGGUGCUUUCCUGCGAGAAAUCACUCCGAUUACUCUAAGAUGUUGGACGGUAUUAAAAUAGAAGACCAUCCCCUACGGUCGGGACCGGCUACGUUGGGAGUUAUGCUCGGGACGGAGUGCCAUCACCAGGCAGUAUGCGAAGGGUGCCAGCGACCCAUAUCCGACCGUUUUCUGAUGCGAGUGAACGAGUCUUCAUGGCACGAGGAGUGUUUGCAGUGCGCUGUGUGUCAACAACCGCUCACCACCAGCUGUUACUUCCGGGAGAGGAAACUGUACUGCAAACACGACUACCAACAACUCUUCGCCACCAAGUGCAGCGGCUGCAUGGAGAAGAUAGCGCCCACAGAGUUUGUGAUGCGCGCCCUGGAGUGCGUCUACCACCUCAACUGCUUCUGCUGCUGCGUGUGCGACCGGCAGCUGAGGAAGGGCGACGAGUUUGUCCUCAAGGAGGGCCAGCUGCUCUGCAAGAGCGACUACGAGAAGGAGAAGGACCUGCUGAGCUCCGUCAGCCCCGACGACUCUGAAUCGGAGAAAAGUGACGACGAAGAUUUAGACAUCAAGCCAGAGAAGGGGUCGGGAGGUCAGGGGAAGGGCGAGGAUGGGAAGGACCCGCGGAGGCCAAAACGACCGCGCACCAUCCUCACCACUCAGCAAAGGAGAGCCUUCAAGGCCUCUUUCGAGGUCUCCUCCAAGCCCUGCCGAAAGGUGAGAGAAACCCUGGCCGCCGAGACGGGCCUCAGCGUCCGCGUGGUCCAGGUGUGGUUCCAGAACCAGAGAGCCAAGAUGAAGAAGUUGGCACGUAGACAACAGCAGCAGCAGGAGCAGCAGAAUUCCCAAAGGCUUGGGCAAGAGGUGAUGUCCAAUCGGAUGGAGGGGAUGAUGAACUCUUACACGCCAUUGGCCCCGCCUCAGCAGCAGCUGGUCGCCAUGGACCAGAACGGCUACAGCACAGACCCCUUCCAGCAGGGGCUCACCCCCCCACAGAUGCCCGGGGACCACAUGAAUCCAUAUGGAAACGACUCCAUUUUCCACGACAUCGACAGCGACACAUCCCUAACCAGCCUCAGCGACUGUUUCAUGGCAUCAUCUGAAGUCAGCUCCCUGCAGGCGCGCGUGGGAAACCCCAUCGACCGACUCUACUCCAUGCAAAGCUCUUACUUUGCAUCCUGAAAACAAACAUGGACGCCAGAGAAGGGAGAGAAAGAGAGAGAGAGAUAUAAACCCACACACACCCAUAUAGACUGUUCUUUUCCAUUUCUGUUUUCCUCAAGAGAGAAAGAGAAGAGGAAAGAAGGGAACUCACCACGAUAAGCAGAAUCUAAGCAAUGACUUCUUCCUGGGCCAAAGUGCUGAGGAAGGGCAACGAACUUGAAGAAAAAAAAGACAGUUCCCCCCCCCCUUCCUCUGUAGUGAAGAAGCAGAGGACCCCUCAACUCCAGCAGAUUUCAGAGUUUUUAUAGAUAUAUCUGUAGAGUGUUUGUAUAUGGCCUUCUCUGAUGUACACCUCCUUCCUCUUCUCGUCGACAUAGACACACAAAGAGUAUAUAUGUAUUAUCCAAGCCACUGAUUUUAAAACCUCAGUCAACCAAAUACCGGCAAAGUUCUCACAGUGCAUGCACCCAUCAUUAUCUUGUGAACAUUGAACUGAGAAAAAAAAAAUGAAUAGCAAUUUUCUUAAAAAUAAAAAAGACAAAAAAAACUUGUGAGUUGAGUUGUAAAAAAAAAAAUGAUGUGGUAUUUGGACUUCCAUGUUUGCUCUUUACACUGCGUUCAGCAUAAGCAUUUUAGAUCACUUUGAUAGAUUUUAGCCCUUAUUAGAUGGUAUGGUAUUGCAUACAGAAAGAGAGCAAGCGUGAGCGAAAGAAGAGAACGUAUGAAAUGUAACUAUGGAGGACAAGUGUAGUGUCAGUUGAGUGUACAUAAGUGGAAACGUUUCCAAGGCAAAUCAGUUGUGCAUGUUGAAAUGGAAAAGCGUUCUAUUUAUUUAACUGUUCCAUGCUCCAGAAGGUACUUAAAGAAACUGAAAAGCUUUAUUUAAAAGGACAGAAUCACAAUGUAAAGUAGUUCAGUAGCAUAUUAUCAUAAUUCACUUGUAAGUCGUUUUAUUAUGAAAUUCAAAAUAGUUGUUUUUUUUUUGUUUUGUUUUUGUUAUUUUUCUCGUUUUGUUUUGUUUUGUUCUGUCAUCUAGGCUGUAAAUCAGCAAAA
This is a messenger RNA of Conger conger (European conger), 2467 nucleotides long. RefSeq names its product LIM homeobox transcription factor 1, beta b (gene lmx1bb). The record is from RefSeq and is a predicted model, not a curated record. Gene Ontology annotation, biological process: regulation of transcription by RNA polymerase II; neuron differentiation. The coding region runs from base 302 to 1432 and encodes 376 amino acids. Gene Ontology annotation, cellular component: nucleus. Lineage: Eukaryota; Metazoa; Chordata; Actinopteri; Anguilliformes; Congridae. The transcript is spliced from 9 exons. Gene Ontology annotation, molecular function: DNA-binding transcription factor activity, RNA polymerase II-specific; RNA polymerase II transcription regulatory region sequence-specific DNA binding.